AUGAAGGCAAUAGCGUUCUCUCUACUCUACCUUGUGGUUUCUACCACAGCUUAUACGGUGGGUAAAAAUGGAGGAGCUGGAGGAAUAAUAAUAGGAGGAGGACUAGGAUUAGGAGGAGGACUAGGAUUAGGAGUAGGAGGAAAAGGAGCAGGAGCAGGAGUAGUAGCAGGAGGAGCAACAGGAGUAGUAGCAGGAGGAGCAGCAGGAUCAGGAGGAGUAGCAGGAGGAGCAGGAGUAACAGGAGGAGCAGGAGUAACAGGAGGAGCAGGAGGAGCAGCAGGAGCAGGAGGAGCAGCAGGAGCAGGAGGAGCAGCAGGAGCAGGAGCAGGAGCAGGAGGAGCAGCAGGAGCAGGAGCAGGAGCAGGAGCAGGAGGAGCAGGAGGAGCAGGAGCAGGAGCAGGAGCAGGAGGAUCAGGAGGACUAGGAGUAGGAAUAGGAGUAGGAUUAGGAGGACUAGGAGGAGGACUAGGAGUAGGAGUAAGUGGAGGAGUAAGUGGAGGAGUAAGUGGAGUAAGUGGAGGAGUAAGUGGAGGAGUAAGUGGAGGAGUAAGUGGAGGAGUAGGAGUAGGAUCAGUACCAUCUGAACAACCACCAACUUCAAGCUCUGAACAACCAUGUGAAGAAUCUAGCAGCUCUGCCUCACCUAGUUCUCCCACUUCUGAACAACCAAGCGGUGGAUCCGGUGCAGGAGCAGGUGCAGGAGUAGGUGCGAAUGGAGGAGCCGGCGCAGGAGCAGGUGCAGGAGCAGGUUCGAAUGGAGGAUCCGGCGCAGGAGCUGGUGCAGGAGUAGGUGUAAAUGGAGGAGCCGGCGCAGGAGCAGGUGCAGGAGCAGGUGCAGGAGUAGGUGCGAAUGGAGGAGCCGGCGCAGGAGCAGGUGCAGGAGCAGGUUCGAAUGGAGGAUCCGGCGCAGGAGCUGGUGCAGGAGUAGGUGCGAAUGGAGGAGCCGGCGCAGGAGCAGGUGCAGGAGCAGGUUCGAAUGGAGGAUCCGGCGCAGGAGCUGGUGCAGGAGUAGGUGCGAAUGGAGGAGCCGGCGCAGGAGCAGGUGCAGGAGCAGGUUCGAAUGGAGGAUCCGGCGCAGGAGCUGGUGCAGGAGUAGGUGCGAAUGGAGGAGCCGGUGCAGGAGCAGGUGCAGGAGCAGGUUCGAAUGGAGGAGCCGGCGCAGGAGCAGGCGCAGGAGCAGGCGCAGGAUCAUCAUCUGAACAACCAACUGAAACAACUUCCAGCUCUGAACAACCAUGUGAUGGAUCUAGCAGUUCUCCCAGUUCUGAACAACCAACUCAAACACCUAGCAGCUCUCCCUCAUCUAGUUCUCCCAGUUCUGAACAACCAACUCAAACACCUAGCAGCUCUCCCUCAUCUAGUUCUCCCAGUUCUGAACAACCAACUCAAACACCUAGCAGCUCUGUCUCACCUAGUUCUCCCACUUCUGAACAACCAAGCGGUGGAUCUGGUGCAGGAGCAGGUGCAGGAGCAGGUUCUAAUGGAGGAGCAGGCGCAGGAGCAGGUGCAGGAGCAGGUUCGAAUGGAGGAGCAGGCGCAGGAGCAGGCGCAGGAGCAGGCGGCGCAGGAGCAGGCGCAGGAGCAGGCGCAGGAGCAGGUGUAGGAUCAACAUCAUCUGAACAACCAACUGGAACAACUUCCAGCUCUGAACAACCAUGUGAUGGAUCUAGCAGCUCUCCCAGUUCUGAACAACCAUCUCAAACACCUAGCAGCUCUCCCUCAUCUAGUUCUCCCAGUUCUGAACAACCCAGUUCUGAACAACCCAGUUCUGAACAACCAAGCGGUGGAUCCGGCGCAGGAGCAGGUGCAGGAGCAGGUUCGAAUGGAGGAGCAGGCGCAGGAGCAGGCGCUGGAGCAGGCUCAGGACCAAAUUCAGGUGCAGGAGCAGGCGCAGGAGCAGGCUCAGGACCAGAUUCAGGUGCAGGAGCAGGCGCAGGAGCAGGCUCAGGACCAGAUUCAGGUGCAGGAGCAGGCGCAGGAGCAGGCGUAGGAGUAGGUGGAGGUGUAAGCACCGGACCCAUUCUUCCUCCACGUCUACCUCUUCCACCUAUAUCUCCUCCACGUCUACCUCAUCCACGUUUACCCAUACCUUAUCCUAUUGGACCAAAUCGCUGCCUAUGCUAUUGUUAAUUUAUCGAUCUACAUGAUGUUAUUCAAUCCUAUUCAAUGGUGUUUCAAACCAUUAACAAUUUAGAUAUCAAAAAUUUAAUUGUAUUUAUUUAAAAUAUAGUUAGUGAGCAAAAAAGGAA
Molecule: messenger RNA, 2249 nt
Organism: Vespa mandarinia (Asian giant hornet)
Lineage: Eukaryota; Metazoa; Arthropoda; Insecta; Hymenoptera; Vespidae
Source: RefSeq, a predicted model, not a curated record